CCUUGGAGAAGUAGUAGAGAUAAAAUGACGAUGGUGACCUGAAGACAGAAGAAGAACCUACCGGAUCUAGGGCUUCUCGUCUCUCUCUCUCUCUUCUCUACAUUCCCUUCGACGGAUUCAACACGCAUAUGUUCUGGAUUUUACAACUUCUCUUCUUCAGUUCUCCAUCUCCGAUAUUCAAAAAGUUUUCCUGAAACAAUUAGGGGUUUUCUCGAUGAAAACGAUGAUGAUUGGUUCGAAUCUAAAGAGUAUGCCGCUGCUGCUGCUGCUGGAUUUUGAUUAAUUAUUUGGAUUUUAAAAGGGGGGUAAUUGGACUGUCACCGAAUCAAAUAAAAAAAAAAGAAGAGUUUUUUUGAUAGAUUUAAAAGAAGUGAGUUGCUGAAAAGUAUGAGGGCAUUGCACAAAUCGAAAAGGGUAUCUUGGCCACCAGAUUUUAAACUUUGCCAGGUACGGCUCUUUAUAUCUGAGGACUCACCUUCACAAGUUGGAUCAGAAUCUCAAGAUCACCUCCAAGCAAAGUCACAUCCGAGCGAGGAUAAUCUGCCACCUGGUUUCGGUGGACCUCUUUCUGCAAAUGAGCCACAGAUUAAGUUAUCAGACAUCCCAGUAAUAAAGUGGAUAUGCUCUGUCCGGAUUGUGCUGGAUGAGGAAUGGAGAGUGGUUGCAGGGGAAGAAAGCAAAGAAGUGGAGACGCAAAAUCAGAGGGAAUUGAGAGUUCUUGAAGCCUUCUAUCCUGGCGCAUCAGCUAUUCCUCCAAACCCUUCGGUUCUUGCUGAUGUUGACAACUCAGAUUAUGAUGAUCAGCAAACCGUUGUCAUCCCCAUCCUACCUGUAGAAGAUGAUGACAUAGAUCCAGCAUCUGAUCUCCCAGUCCAAUCUGGCGUGGAUGUGGUGGGAACAGAGCCAUCAAGAAGCGAUGAGAACACAUCAGUUUCUUCAACCCUCCCAGCAGCGUCAGAAAUAAUGGCUGCGUUAACUGCAAUUUCAAACAACAAAGAACUAGGCAGCGGCAUGAUCGACCAAGAACUGCUUAUGAAAAUCUUGAGCAACCCUAAGCUGGUGGAGAAUCUUGUUGCAAACAGUAGUGGUGCAGGUUCAGUCUCCUCCAACGCCGGUAGCCUCUACCUAUCUUCGACACACGAAGCAAAUGGAGUAACAACCUCAACACCUGCCAGCUCAAAUGGACAAUAUUACCCUCAGCCAACUCCUUCCUUGGUCUAUCCUCCUCCAACUUCUUCAGAUCAGCCCAACUAUGGAGCACCACCAGCCAGAGAUGCUAGUUAUUACAAGAGCCUGAUUCAGCAACAUGGUGGGGAAAGACAAGAGGCACCACCGCCAGUUCAACAACAUCUCGGUUAUCGUUAUAACAACCCUCAACCUGGAGGGGGACUUAACCCUGAGAUGGUAAAUAGCAAUAAUAAUAAUAACCAGAGGCCACCAAGGGAUUCAAAACAAAAGAUAAUGAAGCCUUGCAUGUACUUCAACAGCUCGAGGGGUUGUCGCAAUGGAGCUAACUGUUUAUUCCAGCACGAUGCUACAGCUUACCAGCCGAGGAACCCAAACAAUGGUAACACCAACAAUCCUGAGAUGCAGACUGCAAAAAGAAUGCGAUUUGACAGGGACUGAAGCAGAAUUAGCAUACCACCACCAUGCUCUUCUCCUCUUGGUGUGAGAGAGAGAGAGCUUGUUGUUAGCAGCAGAGCAAUUUUUUUUUUCUACUCUCUUGCCUGGCUUUGCUGCUAUUUAAGUUUUAUUUACUUUUUUUGAAACUAUUUUCCACAAAUCAUAUAAUAUAAUUAGGGAAUUUUCUCUUUUUAAGA
Raphanus sativus (radish) is the source of this 1820-nucleotide messenger RNA. RefSeq names its product zinc finger CCCH domain-containing protein 6. NCBI's taxonomy places the organism in Eukaryota, Viridiplantae, Streptophyta, Magnoliopsida, Brassicales, Brassicaceae. The record is from RefSeq and is a predicted model, not a curated record. Gene Ontology annotation, molecular function: metal ion binding. The coding region runs from base 388 to 1626 and encodes 412 amino acids. The transcript has 4 exons.